CUGCCCGCGCGCCACGGACCGGUGGACGCGGCGGCGAUGUCAAGGGGCUCCCGGGUGGUGCUGGCCAUCUCCGUGGUGCUCUCGGCCGUCACCGUGACCGCUGUGCACGUCCAGCAGCAGCGGGAGAGAGAGAGGCUGCACAGAGGAGUUCUCAGAGACCUUGAGCGACUAAGUCAGAAAGAGGAAAAUAUUCGCCUUUUAGAAGAGCAGAUUGCUUUGACGAAGCAGCUCAAAGAAGAAAGAGACAAGAUGCUAAUGGAGAAAGCGUCCCAGCAGUCCUAGGCACAG
This is a messenger RNA of Dromaius novaehollandiae (emu), 288 nucleotides long. RefSeq names its product protein PET117 homolog, mitochondrial. NCBI's taxonomy places the organism in Eukaryota, Metazoa, Chordata, Aves, Casuariiformes, Dromaiidae. The record is from RefSeq and is a predicted model, not a curated record. Gene Ontology annotation, cellular component: mitochondrion. The coding region runs from base 37 to 282 and encodes 81 amino acids. The transcript is spliced from 2 exons. Gene Ontology annotation, biological process: mitochondrial respiratory chain complex IV assembly.